AUGCGUCGAAAUUCGCGACAUUGUCUUGAGGAGUAUGCCAUGGAUAUGGGGGCAGGGGGGGAGGUUGCACCUGACCCUAUUCCUCCUCCUCCUCCCCCUGCCCGAAGGGACCACGUCGCAAUCGACAUGCUGGAAGAAUGCUGUGCAGGAAGUCGAUCCCGCUGCGAAUCUGUCAUCCGGUCAGAAUGCCAACCCAACGGGGGGGAUUUUCUCGUUCAAGCCUUACAGAAUUUGCCUGGGUUUCGGGAAUGCCUUGCGAAAGACAUGCAUAUCUCGAUGAGAGUGUUUUGGGCGAUCGUUAUUGCGCUGUUAAGUGCCAUUGUGUACGUCAUUGUUCGAAUGGGGAUGACGAGAACAAUGGGCCAUCCGCUAGUAAUUAACCCUGAAACGGAGGAAACGUACAUCGGAAAUGUUAUAUAUCCCAGGAUCACCAUUGCCCCUCACGGGGGUUUCAAUCUCAACCAAAUCGAUGACGCGUUUAUAAAUUAUCUCGAUGUGCAAUCUGGCCAUAAUAUUGAUUGGACACAUAAGGAGGCCACAGGAGUACUUCAAAUAAUUGAUCAAGUUUGCUCCCCCAAUACCACAUUUGCUGGUUUGAAUAACGUUAGGCAUGAAGACGAUACAAACUGGGCAUUAGGAGAUGACCUUAAUGCGACUGAAAAAGUAAUGGACAAGGAGUUACAGACGAGUGGAAGAGUCGUCCAGUUUAUUCGAGGGGGAAUGGUAAGCUGUUCGGACGCAAUUCAGCGAUGCUUUCUCAACGGAGUGAAAUUAGAUUGCGGAGAGGUAUUUAAAGAGCAUUUUUCGGAAUGGGGAAGUACUUGCGUCUUUAACGGAAUUCCAACCGCAGCAACUAGAAGCCACGAGACACUACAAUCAACAUUUGGACAUCAGUACAAAGAUGACGAGCUCGCUGAAUGGCAACAGGUAAAAUCUGAUCGAGACAGUGACACUGUUGCUGAAAAGGGACAAAAUAGAACGAUUCCAAUCCCUUGGAAGCAAUAUUUCCCUGGUAAAACGUCAGGCUUAACUUUCGUCAUAAGGCAACAAAGCUAUUCUGAAAAAGCCUGCGUCCACGGAGAAGGGGUCGGUUUCAUGGUUGGAGUAAAUCAUCCAUUUGACGAACCUCAAAUACAACGGUUUGGGGUCCCCAUCCCGUUUGGCGUGGAAGCCUACGUCGCCGUGCGUCCAACCGUGUACUUGGCAGAUGGUGAAAUAAAGGAAGACGUUGAUCAGAGUAACCGUCGUUGUUAUUUCAGCGACGAAGGUGGCAUGGCUCAUUUAGAAUAUUACAAAAAGUAUUCCAAGCAGAAUUGCUUGUCCGAAUGUUUCUCAAAGAAAGUUACACAACGCUGCAAUUGUACGAUGCUCACCUACCCGGGAAAACCUGGACAUAGAUUGUGCACAGUUAAAGAAAUGAGAACCUGCGUCCAGGAGCAAGAACAAGCCUUAUUCAAGAAAGGACUAGCAACGAUAUGUGAAAAAUGUCGUCCAAAUUGUAGGGAUACAAAGUACGAGACCUCGAUAUCUUCGAGCCCCAUGUCCAACAGAAAGAUGAAGGACUGGCACAUACCUAAAAGAAGCAGUUUUUCUGUUGUUCACGUGUACUUUGAAACGGAUUCUAUCCAAGCCUUGAGAAGGAGCUCGCGUUACAAUUGGUUUGAAGUAACCGGUUUGAACGGAGGGACAAUUUCAAUGGUGACAGGGAUCUGCUUGUUGGACAUCGUCAAAGGUAUUUCGACCGCUAUUACCUUAUUAGCUGGUCAGUAUUUUUUAAUGACCCAACAACCGGAUGGAGGCAUGGAUGAGGAAACGAGUCAAAGACGCCAACGUGAUGUUAUCGUGGUUCCUCCUCCGGCUAAUGUUAUCCCUGUCCAACCACGCGCACCCACACCACCGCCCCAGUAUCUUCCAGUGGAGCCUUUACCUGAACCUGAUCUAUAA
Molecule: messenger RNA, 1944 nt
Organism: Folsomia candida
Lineage: Eukaryota; Metazoa; Arthropoda; Collembola; Entomobryomorpha; Isotomidae
Product: pickpocket protein 28-like
Exons: 11
Coding region: 1-1944 (647 amino acids)
Biological process (GO): sodium ion transmembrane transport
Cellular component (GO): membrane
Molecular function (GO): ligand-gated sodium channel activity
Source: RefSeq, a predicted model, not a curated record